Staurois parvus is the source of this 291-nucleotide messenger RNA. The record is from the annotation of a GenBank genome assembly. NCBI's taxonomy places the organism in Eukaryota, Metazoa, Chordata, Amphibia, Anura, Ranidae.
CAUGGGGGGACUGACUCUGGUCUUUUCCCCGGUGCCCGGUUCUGCUGUGUUCCUCUCCUCUGCACCUUUCCCGGUGGCAAAUUGGCCUAGAAGGGAGACGUCUGCUGGAUGUAAGUUCAGGCAAGUCUUCAGGGGGGCGGACUGACCAACUGGAAACUCGGCCACUGCCCGAGGGCCCGGGGUCAGUAGAGGGCCCCAUGAGAUGCCCCUGGUACCUUUUUCAUAGGCUUUUUUGAGUUUGGGCAAGGACACAGGGGCCCCAUGAUCCCCUAUUGCCCAGGGGCCCCAUGA